UUCACCGACAAGCUCUUAAUCCCCUUGCAAUUAUAACUCCGUGUUGGAAGUUCUAGUUUUCCCGAGUGAUAAGAUAACUCCUAGGGCAUAAAGCCACCUGCUUGACACCAAUAUUGCUAGUUUCUGUUAAAGAUGCUGCGCUUUCUGAUCUUGCUGGGAAUCGGAGUUUUGCUGGGAAUUUAUAUACUUGGAACCGAGGCGGAUUGCAAUGUGUGUUCCAGUAGUAGCAACGUUGCCUGCAUAUCGAAUACUUCGUUCCGGUUUUGCUCAGCCACAUUGCCUUUCGGCCCAGUUUACACGUGUCCCACGGGAUAUUAUUGCACGGCGAAUGACGCAAUAUGUAACACAGAUAUUGGCUUAAGAUCCUGUAUUGGCUGUGGUUCCUGCAAUGUAAAUAACACCUUCGCCUGCCUCACCGAAAGGACCUUUUCCUUGUGCCUGGGCACAACCACUCCUUCCCUGAUCCUGGGCAGCUGUGGCGUGAAUUUGGUCUGUGAUUAUAAUAAUCCGGAUAUUUGUGGCAGUCCCUCGGCAGGAUCCCAGGCCACUUGUCCCAGUGACGAUACUGAAACUGGAGUAGUUACCACAGGAUUGACCCCCACCGCCUACUGUUCCAUCGUCCAGCAGCAUGGAAGAUUUCCCUAUGGCAUUAGUCUCAAUACCACCUGCAAGCAGUACAUAUAUUGUUUCCUGAAUGCAACUAACUGGAGGGGAGGUCUCUACACCUGUCCUGGUCAAACUUACUUCGACAGCUCAACGCAGUAUUGUGAAACCGCAGUGCCGGCAAGAUGUACUCUUGGAGUCGUCACUUUGGGCCUCAGGAAUCUAGAGAUGGUGUGACAAUUAAUACACAAAAAUACACAUAACACAAAAUGUACCUUCUAUUUAUUUAAAUUUUCCCUAAAUAAGCCCUUUUUAAACGAUGGGAAAACAGAAUAAAGUAGA
Messenger RNA from Drosophila rhopaloa, 945 nucleotides. RefSeq lists its product as uncharacterized. The record is from RefSeq and is a predicted model, not a curated record. Bases 133 to 840 code for a protein of 235 amino acids. The transcript has 2 exons. Gene Ontology annotation, molecular function: chitin binding. Lineage: Eukaryota; Metazoa; Arthropoda; Insecta; Diptera; Drosophilidae. Gene Ontology annotation, cellular component: extracellular region.